This is a messenger RNA of Microtus ochrogaster (prairie vole), 1537 nucleotides long. It is a transcript of the gene Nectin4, whose product is annotated as nectin cell adhesion molecule 4. The record is from RefSeq and is a predicted model, not a curated record. Lineage: Eukaryota; Metazoa; Chordata; Mammalia; Rodentia; Cricetidae. Gene Ontology annotation, cellular component: adherens junction. Gene Ontology annotation, biological process: homophilic cell-cell adhesion; symbiont entry into host cell; heterophilic cell-cell adhesion.
AUGCCCCUGUCCCUGGGAGCCGAGAUGUGGGGCCUUGAAGCCUGGCUGCUGCUGUUGUUCCUGGCAUCGUUUACAGGCCGAUGCCCGGCGGGUGAGCUGGAGACCUCGGACCUAGUGACGGUGGUGCUGGGCCAGGACGCAAAAUUGCCCUGCUUCUACCGAGGGGAUCCUGACGAGCAGGUGGGGCAAGUGGCGUGGGCUCGGGUGGACCCAAACGAGGGCACCCGGGAGCUGGCCCUACUGCACUCCAAAUAUGGGCUUCAUGUGAGCCCUGCCUAUGAGGACCGCGUGGAGCAACCACCGCCCCCACGAGACCCUCUGGACGGCUCCGUGCUCCUGCGCAACGCUGUGCAAGCAGAUGAGGGCGAGUACGAGUGCAGAGUCAGCACUUUCCCCGCCGGCAGCUUCCAGGCACGGAUGCGGCUCCGCGUUCUGGUGCCUCCCCUGCCUUCACUGAAUCCUGGUCCACCACUAGAAGAGGGCCAGGGCCUGACGCUGGCAGCCUCUUGCACUGCCGAGGGCAGCCCAGCUCCCACCGUGACCUGGGACACAGAAGUCAAAGGUACUCAGGCCAGCCGCUCCUUCAAGCACUCCCGCUCGGCUGCUGUCACGUCAGAGUUCCACCUGGUGCCUAGCCGAAGCAUGAAUGGGCAGCCACUUACCUGUGUGGUGUCUCACCCUGGCCUGCUCCAGGACCAGAGAAUCACCCACACCCUCCAAGUGGCCUUCCUUGCAGAGGCCUCUGUGAGGGGCCUUGAGGACCAAAACUUGUGGCAUGUUGGCCGAGAAGGAGCUACACUCAAGUGCCUGAGUGAAGGACAGCCCCCUCCCUCAUUUAACUGGACGCGGCUGGACGGACCUCUGCCUAGCGGGGUGCGAGUGAAGGGGGACACUCUGGGCUUUCCCCCACUGACCACUGAGCACAGUGGCAUCUACGUCUGCCAUGUCAGCAAUGAACUUUCUUCAAGGGACUCUCAGGUCACCGUGGAGGUUCUUGACCCUCAAGAUUCAGGAAAGCAAGUGGACCUAGUGUCGGCCUCAGUGGUGGUAGUGGGCGUGAUUGCUGCACUCUUGUUCUGCCUCCUGGUGGUGGUGGUGGUACUCAUGUCCCGGUAUCACCGACGGAAAGCACAGCAGAUGACCCAGAAAUAUGAGGAGGAAUUGACUCUGACCAGGGAGAACUCCAUCCGAAGGCUGCAUUCUCAUCAUACAGAUCCUAGGAGCCAGCCGGAGGAGAGUGUAGGGCUGAGAGCGGAGGGCCACCCCGAUAGUCUCAAGGACAACAGUAGCUGCUCUGUGAUGAGUGAAGAGCCAGAAGGCCGUAGCUACUCCACGUUGACCACAGUGAGAGAGAUUGAAACACAGACUGAACUGCUGUCUCCAGGCUCUGGGCGGACAGAAGAGGAGGAGGAUCAGGAUGAAGGCAUCAAACAGGCCAUGAACCAUUUUGUUCAGGAGAAUGGGACCCUGAGGGCCAAACCCACAGGCAAUGGCAUCUACAUCAACGGGCGAGGGCACCUGGUCUGACCCAGGCCGG